Solenopsis invicta (red fire ant) is the source of this 1604-nucleotide messenger RNA. Its product is annotated as protein-lysine N-methyltransferase EEF2KMT. The transcript has 5 exons. Bases 405 to 1424 code for a protein of 339 amino acids. The record is from RefSeq and is a predicted model, not a curated record. Lineage: Eukaryota; Metazoa; Arthropoda; Insecta; Hymenoptera; Formicidae.
AAAAUAUAUUAGAAUUAUACCUUUUUCAUAAAAUGUGCUUUCAUGUCACGCUGAACGUUCAAACGUCAGGAAAAAAUUGUAACAGAAAUUUCGCGCAUGAUGUGAUUCAAGAUUCUUUUGUAUUACAAUUGAAGCGCUGUUUUUUUCUUUCAUCUUUUCUCUUUCUCUCUUUAAAGAAAAAGGCAAAGAAGACAAUAUCAACCAUGCAAAAGCUAAAAUGAACAGGCCUCGUGUAAUUCAACAUGGCGUACUUCAGUGUUCGCUCUUUGUUGCACCUUAGCUGGGAUAUUUUUUACAGAAAUGAUAUAUUCACCAGCAAUUUUCUAUUCGCGCUAAUCCAAACGGGGAAAUGUGUGUGAUCACUUUCAAGCUUUCUAUUAAGUCAAAAAUUGAUAGAUAGCGACAUGAGUCGCGACAUUUACAUAGUAAAUUAUUUAACGAAGCGGUUUCUCUGUUGUACUGCGUUAAUUAAAAUGGAUUUUAUGGUAUCGGACGAGUGCGAAAUUUGUGAUCUCAAUUUAGAUAUCCAAAAGCAAAUUUUGGAUAAUACAAUAAAUAGCGACUUGGUGAAGCAAUAUCCAAUAAAAACCUCAUACCAGAAAGCAUUUUUGAAAUUACUUAUGCAGAAGAUUAGUGAAAGUGGUAAUGAAGUUCACGAUAAUCUAUAUGAAGCAUAUUGUAGAUUGAUAUCUUUGCCAGAUGAAGAAUCUGUGCAUUAUCGCCAUUUCUUAGUAGAAAAUGGAACGUUAAAUUGUAUUACUUUGAAGGAGAGCACCAACUUGAUUUCUAAAGGCACUACAGGCUUAUGUAGCUGGCAGGGUGCUGUAGUAAUGAGUCAAUGGGGUGCAGAAAACAAAGGACAGUUUUGUGGAAAAAAUGUAUUAGAACUUGGUUGUGGAGUUGGAUUGACUGGAAUGAGCGUAAUUAGCGUGUGCUCUCCAAAGCAAUACAUUUUCUCGGAUUGUCAUCCAACAGUAUUGGACAUGCUCUGCGAGAAUGUAAAACUCAAUUUCCUUUCAAACGAGCAACGUAAACUAUCAAAUGUAUCUGAAGCAAUAUCGAAGCUACAACUGGAAUUAAAUUAUCAACAAACCAACGUUCAGGUGAUAGAUUUGAGAUGGGAGGAUAUUGAUAAAUACGUAUUGGAGAGUUCGUCGCAGCCCGACAUAAUUAUUGCCGCUGAUAUUCUAUAUGAAAGUAAUUCGUUCGACUCAUUGACAUCAGGAUUAAAGCGUCUUUUAACGUUAAAUAAUUACGCUAUUUUCGCUGCAACAGUUCGUAAUAAAGACACAGUUUCACAGUUUUUGGAUCACUUAGGAAAUUACGAUCUCGCUUUUGAAGAAUGUAACUUGUCAGAACGUACAAUGUUGAUACAAUCGAUUGAUGUGCCUGUUCGGAUAUUGAAGAUUUUUCAAAAGAUUUGACGUUAGUUUUAUUAUAGUAAUGCUGAUUUAUCUAUAAUUUGGCAGACAAUUUGUUUAUCGAAUUAGGAAACAAUCAAGAGGAGCAAUUAAACGGGUGAUUUUAUUAAUAACCUUAGCAUAACUUCCUACAUAUAUAAAUAACAAGGUGUUAAAAAUAUAUAUAAAAGUAUUAAAUAUGAA